UCCGAUCUCGGCGGGCGGGGCCGGAGCGGACUAAGAUGGCGGCGGUGCGGGCCGUGUGCGUGAUGCGCGGGGACGGGCCCGUGCAGGGCGUCAUCCACUUCGAGCAGCAGGGUAACGGGCCGGUGAAAGUCACUGGAAAAAUCACUGGAUUGGCCGAUGGAGAGCACGGCUUCCACGUCCACGAGUUCGGGGACAACACGAACGGCUGCACCAGUGCCGGCCCGCACUUCAACCCGCAGGGCAAACAGCACGGGGGCCCGAGCGACGCCGAGAGGCACGUGGGAGACCUGGGCAACGUGACCGCGAAGGGGGGAGUGGCCGAGGUGCAGAUCCAGGAUUCCGUCAUUUCCCUCAGCGGCCCCCACUGCAUCAUCGGCCGCACCAUGGUGGUCCACGAGAAGCCGGACGACCUGGGCAGAGGGGGGGACGACGAGAGCAAGAAAACCGGGAACGCCGGGCCCCGUUUGGCCUGUGGAGUGAUCGGGAUUGCCAAGAGCUAAGCGUGGCACCUCAGUGCUGCUCCACUGCUGCUCUUGCCCUUCCUCGUGCAAGCCCGAGAUUUUGUCACUGAUCUCCUGCUCCUCUGCAUCCCGAGCAGCGCUUAAACCUCUGAGACUGACGGCGUUUUGUAUGAUGUACAUGGCAAUUAAAGUGUCCCCCAUGGAACAGCUCUGUGGUCUCUGCUCACACACCUGCACCAUUCCACCAUUCCCUGUCGCCUCCCUCACUGGAGCAAACCCCUGCUGUGUGUGCCAGGGAGGAUGGGGGCAGAGCUCACAUCCCAGACCCUGGCAGACAGCAGCAGCCCUAGGGGUUGUCAGGGCUGCCUCGGGGUGAAGGUGCAGCAUUUGUGGAUCUCCAACCUGUGUAAUAAAUGUUCUGGGCAGAUA
Messenger RNA from Empidonax traillii (willow flycatcher), 890 nucleotides. RefSeq names its product superoxide dismutase 1 (gene SOD1). NCBI's taxonomy places the organism in Eukaryota, Metazoa, Chordata, Aves, Passeriformes, Tyrannidae. Gene Ontology annotation, biological process: removal of superoxide radicals. Gene Ontology annotation, molecular function: copper ion binding; superoxide dismutase activity. The record is from RefSeq and is a predicted model, not a curated record. Gene Ontology annotation, cellular component: mitochondrion; peroxisome; nucleus. Bases 36 to 500 code for a protein of 154 amino acids. The transcript is spliced from 7 exons.